UCCUACAUGAUUGGUUUUAAUUUAGAGAAAUAUGGUAAUUUCAUUACAUGCCGUUGUAAUCAAUGGCAUUUAAAUCAGUGCAACCGCGACUGCAUCCAAUUGGCAACAGCUGGUUGUGAAAUGCAUAUCGACAUGUCUUAGAAAGUAAUCUCAAGCAAGCAUGGGUAAAUUAAAAAAAAAAAAACAGGAUCGUAAUUGCUUCUUAAAUGUGUAUCACCUGUUGUAAGUUAUAUCCGUAUGACUCUUAGCUCAUGACAACGGGGAUAUGGGAGACCAAAAAGUAAUUACUGAAGUUCCUGCAGCGCUGAAGCGGUUGGCCAAAUACGUCGUCCGAGGGUUCUAUGAGAUUGAGCACUCACUUGCGCUAGAUCUCCUGAUAAGGUAUCCCUGUGUGAAAGAGGAUGACCUACUCGCACUGCUAAAGUUUGAAAAGAAGCAGCUUCGGGCCAUUCUUACCUCGUUAAAAUUAGAUAAAAUAAUUAAAAGUCGAAUGAGAGUAGACACGGGGGAGGAUGGGAAGGCUACAAGACACAACUACUAUUAUAUAAAUUAUAAACUGCUGGUCGAUGUCACAAAAUAUAAACUAGACCAGGUUCGCAAAAAGAUUGAAACUGAUGAGCGCGAUUCAACAACUAGAGCCUCGUUUAAAUGUCCAGUGUGCGGCAGCCUCUACUCGGAUCUAGAAGUUAAUCACCUGUUUGAUCCAGCCUCAGGUAAGUCAAUGGUGGCAUAAACUAAAGUAAGCAGAAAAGCCACUGUUAUGCACUUAAACUAGUACCCGUGUAGGACGUUUAAAACACUGGGGUUUUGAACGUACUCUGUUGUUAAUCACACUCUCAAUCACGCCCAAAACACUCCAACAACAUAAAUGCAUUAAUGACGUAUGGUGCAGUUCAGGCUAACACUUACAUGCGCCGUGUGCGGUGUUUUUUAACUUUGCAAAUCUAUAAACGACUGAAGGUAACGUUUACUAAAUGCCAACAGAAAUCCUGUAAUUAUUAGUAUGUUUGGAUUAUUAUUAUUAUUAUUCGGUGCGUGGUGGUUGUUUGUUAGUAAGUUUAGUGGUAUUUGUGGCUUGGUUCAUCCUGCCCAAAACGAAAUGUUAAAAAUUGUUCGUGUCACUGUAUACAAUGAGGGGCAGAGUUGUGCCCAGUUCUCUUGUUUUAACUUGGCCAUUUUUUCUAUAUUCUUAAAUAACGUGCCUAUUGUAUUUCAUGUAAC
This is a messenger RNA of Polyodon spathula (Mississippi paddlefish), 1221 nucleotides long. RefSeq names its product general transcription factor IIE subunit 1-like. Bases 266 to 733 code for a protein of 155 amino acids. NCBI's taxonomy places the organism in Eukaryota, Metazoa, Chordata, Actinopteri, Acipenseriformes, Polyodontidae. The record is from RefSeq and is a predicted model, not a curated record. The transcript has a single exon. Gene Ontology annotation, biological process: transcription open complex formation at RNA polymerase II promoter; transcription initiation at RNA polymerase II promoter. Gene Ontology annotation, cellular component: transcription factor TFIIE complex.